UCAUGUGUUGAGCUCUGGUCUUUACUUUUCCACAGAAACACCAACACAUCAUCCAAGUAUGACAAUAUCACCUGCAAAGUUAAGAUCCAUUCAGGAUCUCCCACUCUGUACCAGCUAAAACCAAAGGAAAAGAAGAUUGGAACUCUGAAACGAAUGACUCUUGGUGAAAAAGAUCCAAACAAGGAAAACAAAACCAUCUUACUUGUUGGUGAAUCAGGAACAGGAAAAUCUACUCUAAUCAACGCUCUGGUCAACUACGCCAUGGGAGUGGAGUGGGAGGAUGAUGUCUGGUUUCAGAUAGUAGAAGAAGAGAAGAAAAAACAAUCAGAAAGUCAGACAUCAGAUGUGAUCGUUUACCAGAUCUUUGGUUUUGAAGAUAAACCUCUACCCUACUCUCUGACCAUCAUCGAUACUCCUGGAUAUGGAAGCACUGAUGGGAUUGAAAAAGAUGCCAGUGUCAGUCAAAGAUUAUUUGACUUGUUCCGCUCAGACGAUGGAGUUGAUGAGAUUGAUGCAGUGGGUCUGGUGAUGAAAGGGAGUGACAAUCGACUGAAUGACCAUCUGAGGUACAUCUUUGAUUCAGUGGUGUCUCUGUUUGGAAAAGACCUGGAGAAGAACAUCGUCACUCUCAUCUCACACGCAAAUGUAGGAGCAUCUAAAAAUGCUCUGGAAGCUCUCGAGGCUGCAAAGAUUAAAUGUGCCAGAAAUGACAAGAAUCAGCCUGUUCACUUCCUGUUUAAUAACUGCCAACAUGAAGACAGGACAGAGGAUACAGAAGACUUUGAACAUGCAGUUAAAAAAUCAAUGAAAGGGAUGAAGCAGUUCACAAACUUUCUUGAAACAACUGAUCCUCAGAAGUUGGAGACAACCGUGAAUGUCCUGAACGAGCGAAUUAGACUGACAGCCUGCAUCCAAAACCUGGAGGAGAGAACUGAGUUGAUAGAUCUAAAGAAAACAGAGAUCCAACAGACUGAGGAUGGUCUGAAGAUGUAUGAACGAGAGAUGAAGAACAAUGAGAAGUUCACUAUAGAAGUUGAUGAGGUCUACAAAGAUAAAGAACGUAUCGAUAGUGGGAUGUGGGGGUUGGUGUUCUAUGAAGCAGCUGUCUGCUGUACUGUCUGUGAGGAGAACUGUCACUACCCUGGAUGCACAAUGGCCUGGAAACCAGAACACUGUGAGGUCAUGAAAGGUGGCCACUGCACUUCAUGUACCAGGAAGUGUCCUGUGUCAGCUCAUGUGAAAGAAAACUGGAAGUAUGUGAACAAGACAAGAAAAGUUAAAAAAAACUCUAGAAGAUGUGAAAGCAAAGUAUGAAACGAAGAAAGAAGAAACUCAGAAGAAAGAGAGCCUUUUGGAAACUUUUCAGAAAGAGCUGGAAACCCUGGAAGAAACGAAAACAGCUUUGGUGGAGGAAGCCUACCAGCAUGUUGUCAAACUGGAGGAGAUCGCCCUGAAUGUCCUUUCACUGUCUACUUAUGUCCACCUGGAUUUCCUGAUUGAGGAGAUGGAGAA
Molecule: messenger RNA, 1512 nt
Organism: Etheostoma cragini (Arkansas darter)
Lineage: Eukaryota; Metazoa; Chordata; Actinopteri; Perciformes; Percidae
Product: septin-1-like
Exons: 1
Molecular function (GO): GTP binding
Source: RefSeq, a predicted model, not a curated record